This is a messenger RNA of Drosophila erecta, 2537 nucleotides long. Its product is annotated as L-asparaginase. Bases 618 to 2528 code for a protein of 636 amino acids. Lineage: Eukaryota; Metazoa; Arthropoda; Insecta; Diptera; Drosophilidae. Gene Ontology annotation, molecular function: protein binding; asparaginase activity. Gene Ontology annotation, biological process: amino acid metabolic process. The record is from RefSeq and is a predicted model, not a curated record. The transcript is spliced from 4 exons.
GGCAACGCUUUGCACGGCCUUGCCGUAUCGACGCAAAAACCUUAGAAUAUGUAAACAAAUCAAUACAGAAAAUAAUGCAGCUUUGCCUAUAAAUAGACAAUGGCAAGAUAGAAAGGCUAAGACAGAUUAUGCUUUUGAUGUAAAGCAAAGAAGUGAAGCCAAAUUGGAAUUAAUAUAGAAACGCGAAUGAAACCGUCUAUCGAUAGCCGCCCAGCUGAUUGGGUGUUUAUUUAUGGCAAAAAGUUUGUUAUCAGCGGAAUUUCAUUUGAAUUUCAUUAGAUUAGUCAUGUACGUCGUUCCGGCCAAAGUCUUGUGCGGUUAUCUAUAUAAGUGAUUGCGCCGCCGUGAUUUGGGCUUUCCGUUCCAAUUUCCUCCGCGGAAGAGCCCCAAUACCACGUGCUAUCUCGGCGCCCCCCACGAAUUAUUAUUCGAGUAUUCGGAUCCAAUACGGAUUAGCCCGAUAACGAGUUGGCCAAAUAAUCAUCAAAGGCACGGGCUGUUAAUGGAUUUUCUGUUUACGCACGGGUACGACACCAACUGAGAACCCAGUGAUAAGGCGGCCUCGCAACCGGCGCUCCGUAGACAAGAUUCCCCAUUUAUUUACUAUAUAGUGAGCCAUGUCGUCGAACGGAAUGGAUAUUCCCCUCCCAAAGGCUAAUGGUCACGAGCGACUGGCCUCGCUGGACAAAAGUAUGCCGCCGGCAUCACCCACUCUGCCGAGUCCCACGAUCCGCAGGAACAAAAGUGACGGAAAACUAAUGGCGCAGGAUGUGAAGGAGGCCCGGGUGAAGGUCAUCUACACUGGCGGCACCAUCGGCAUGGUGCGCAACGAUCGGAAUGUGCUGGCGCCCAUUCCCAAUGCCCUGGUGCGCAGCAUCCGCAAAUAUCCAAACAUCCACGAUGAGGACUACGCGCUGCGCCGUUUUGGAGCAUCUGCGUCGAUGGCUCCACUGGUGCUGCCCAUUGUUCAGGGAGUAGAUCGUAGGGUUAUCUACCAGAUCACGGAGUAUACACCGCUGCUGGACAGCAGCAAUAUGACGAUGAACGAUUGGGCGCGAAUCGCCAGCGAUAUACAGCAAUCGUACGAGUUCUUCGACGGUUUUGUGGUGCUCCAUGGCACGGACACACUUUCCUACACCGCAUCUGCGCUGUCCUUCAUGUUGGAGAAUCUGGGCAAAACGGUGAUCAUCACGGGCUCCCAAAUCCCGAUCUUUGAGACGCGAACCGAUGGCAAGGACAAUUUUACGUCGGCCUUGAUAAUAGCCGGUAACUACAUCAUUCCGGAGGUUUGCAUCUUCUUUGGGCACAAGCUAAUGCGCGGCAAUCGGACGGUGAAGGUCAGUUCGAGUGCCUUGGACGCAUUCGAUUCACCAAAUGUUCCACCGCUAGCAAGGAUCGGCAUUGAUGUAAAUGUGGACUACCGCCUGAUAUUCCGGCCAUGCAGUAUUGAAAGGUUUCGCGUUCACUUGAAUCUCGAUGAGAACGUGGGCUUGUUGCGAAUCUUUCCGAGCAUUUCGCAUUCCACAUUCCGGGCUUUCUUGGCGCCACCGAUUCGCGGCGUAGUUCUGCAAUCGUUCGGAUCUGGAAAUAUACCAUCGAACCGAACGGACCUCAUCGAUGAACUGCAUGCGGCCAGCCAACGAGGCGUUAUCAUCAUCAAUUGUACACAGUGUCCCAAUGGCACAGUGGCUGAGAUCUACGAUACGGGCAAAGUGCUAUUCGAUGUGGGUGUUAUUCCCGGCUUCGAUAUGACUCCCGAGGCGGCACUGUCCAAACUGGCCUAUGUCAUCGGCAAGGAGGAGUGGUCACUUGAGGUGAAGAAGCAGAUGAUGCAGUCAAACUUGAGGGGCGAACUGACCUCCUUAAAGGCUGCCAAGAUGGAGGACUACGACUUGGUGGAUGCGGUGGCUCGAUCUCUGCAUUUAUCCUCGCCUCAAGAACUGGAUCAGCUGGGCGAAACGCUCUUUCCGGCCAUGAUCAAUGCCGCUGUGGCUGAAGGCGAUCCCAAGAAGAUCAACAAUUUGAAAGCCUAUGGUGCCGACUUAUCGGGAACGAAUCAUGACCAGCGAACGGCUUUGCAUUUGGCUUGUCAACUGGGAAACGUGGAGAUCGUAAAGUAUCUACUGCAGAAUGGGGUAUCCGUGCAUGUGCGGGAUCGGUAUGAUCGCACUCCGCUGCUGGAGGCUGUCGCCACCGAUAGCCACGAGAUCAUCCAGCUGCUCAUCAACUGUGGUGCCCAUUUGACGGGAUCUUCGCGAGCGGUUGGCGAGCAAUUGUGUGCGGCAGCUGCUAGGGGAUCGAUGGUCAGAUUGAUGUCCUAUCAAUAUGCCGGUGCUGAUCUCGCCCAGUCGGAUCCUUCGGGCAGGACGGCCUUGCACGUGGCUGCACUGCACGGAUUUCCCGAGGUGGUGCAGUACGUCCUGCCCUAUUUUGAGAAUCCUAACGAGAAGGACAUGCUGGGCCUGACCGCCUUGGAUUAUGCGGAGCGCGGUGGACACGCAUCGGUUAUAGAAGCCCUAAAAACAUAGAAAUCUCUU